AACUUGUGAUGUUUCCAACAGGUCGGUUCCUCGGUGAACUCACUAAGCAAGUUUUUUCUGAUCUGGAAGCUAGUAAAUAUCAAAUGGCCGAGUAUCGAAUAUCAAUAUAUGGCAGAAAGAUGAGUGAGUAGGAUAUGAAUUAUCAUUAUCAGUAAACAGUAAAUUUGAGUAUCUUUUUUUUUUUUUUUUUCCUGAAAUGUUUUUUUUCACAAUAAAUGUAUACAGUUAAUUUUAUACCCGUUUGAGGGAACACAAUUGUCGUAUGGUUAACAAUAAAAAUGUACAUGUAAAAUCUUUCAUUUUAAGAUGUCUCACUCUAAUACAGAUGGCCGAGUAUCGAAUAUCAAUAUAUGGCAGAAAGAUGAGUGAGUGGGACCAGCUGGCAAGUUGGAUAGUAAAUAAUGAAUUGUACAGUGAGAAUGUUGUCUGGUUAAUUCAGCUUCCAAGACUCUACAAUGUUUACAAGGAGAUGGGAAUUGUGACUUCUUUCCAGAACAUUCUUGACAAUAUUUUUCUACCUCUGUUCGAGGUCACUAUUGAUCCAGAUUCUCAUCCUCAGCUCCAUGUUUUUUUGAAACAGGUUGUUGGAUUGGAUCUAGUUGAUGACGAAAGUAAGCCCGAAAGACGACCAACGAAACACAUGCCUACACCGGCACAGUGGACCAAUAUAUUCAAUCCUGCAUUUUCAUAUUACGUGUACUACUGUUAUGCUAAUCUCUAUACCUUGAACAAGCUACGUGAGUCAAAGGGCAUGACGACUAUUAAGUUCCGGCCACAUUCUGGAGAGGCUGGUGACAUUGACCACCUUGCUGCAACAUUUCUCACUGCUCAUAAUAUUGCACAUGGAAUCAAUCUGAGAAAAUCUCCUGUGCUUCAAUAUCUGUACUACCUAGCUCAGAUUGGUCUGGCUAUGUCCCCUUUGAGCAACAACUCUUUAUUCUUAGACUACCAUCGGAAUCCAUUCCCCAUGUUUUUCCUGAGGGGUCUCAACGUUUCCCUCUCGACUGAUGAUCCAUUACAAAUCCACUUAACUAAAGAACCCCUGGUGGAAGAGUACAGUAUUGCUGCCUCUGUAUGGAAGUUGAGUUCGUGUGAUUUAUGCGAGAUUGCCCGUAAUUCAGUGUAUCAGUCUGGUUUUUCACAUGCUUUGAAGGCGCACUGGAUAGGCAAGGAGUACUUCAAGAGAGGCCCGGAUGGAAACGACAUUCACAGGACAAAUGUCCCUCAUAUUCGGCUGGAAUUUCGUGAUAUGAUUUGGAGGGAGGAAAUGAAACUUGUUUAUCUCGGCAAAGUGAAUUUUUCUGAAUACAUAUGCCCAUGAUACGAAGGCCUUUCUCGAGGGACUGGCAAUCUGCGUCGUUACUUACUCGUCCUUAGUUAUGUAGGCGAUUAAGGUGAAUGAUUGUUUGGCUUUAUAGCGUAAGCUGGAGCUAAAUAGCCAAUUAUGGACAUAGAGCAUAUGGUUUUGAGAUCUCGAGCUGUACGCUAGAGAUCAACUAGAGCAAAGGCUUUCCACCAUCCCUUGGUGUAUGCAUGAAUGCAACUCAACAAUAUGAUAUCGGAUGGAAGUUUUUAGGGUUUGGUAAUGCUUGAAUACAUAAUUUGUUAAAUUUUGUUUCUUGAACUUGUGUAAUAUCAUAUAGACAGUUUUAAUAAAUUUGUCGUGCGCCUAGAAUGUUUGUAAAUAAUUAUUAAAUGAACAAAAUGUCUCUGCAAUUGUGCAUGCUACCGUA
Olea europaea var. sylvestris is the source of this 1733-nucleotide messenger RNA. Its product is annotated as AMP deaminase. The transcript is spliced from 11 exons. Gene Ontology annotation, biological process: AMP metabolic process; IMP salvage. Gene Ontology annotation, cellular component: cytosol. The record is from RefSeq and is a predicted model, not a curated record. NCBI's taxonomy places the organism in Eukaryota, Viridiplantae, Streptophyta, Magnoliopsida, Lamiales, Oleaceae. Bases 263 to 1321 code for a protein of 352 amino acids. Gene Ontology annotation, molecular function: AMP deaminase activity.